AUGGGCACCCAUGUAGAUGGUCUGAAAUUUGCAGGAGGCUCUUUCUCUCUCUUCCAGGAGAAGCCCUUGAGAGAACUGAUAGACCUCGCCCACGACUACGGUGUUUAUGUUUCAACUGGGGGAUGGGCCGAGCAUCUUCUCACACAUCCCGACGCCAAUACUGUCUUUGAUAAGUAUCUCAAGAAAUGCAAGGAUCUCGGAUUCGAUGUUAUUGAACUCUCGUCUGGUUUCUUAUCGUUCCCAGAAGAUGACUGGCUCCGCCUGGUUGACAAGGUCCACGCGUACAAGCUGAAGGCAAAACCAGAGCUCGGCAUUCAGUUUGGUGCUGGAGGUGAUACACCUGCUUCUGGCCUUGAGGCUAUUGGGACUUCCGACCCGGGAAAGCUCGUUAACAUGGGGCGUAAAUUCCUCGACGCGGGUGUCGAACGUCUAAUGAUCGAAUCUGAGGGUAUAACAGAAAACGUGCAGUCAUGGCGGACUGACGUUGUGUCCACAAUAAUGAAGGAAUUGCCGUCUGAGCGGGUCAUGUUCGAGGCUGCAGAUCCCAAGGUAUUCAACUGGUAUAUAAGGGAGUUCGGCAUCGAUGUGAACUUGUUCGUCGACCAUAGUCAGAUUGUUCAACUGUCGUGCCUGCGACAGGGUAUUUGGGGCACAGCUGACACUUGGGGUAAAGUAGUAUCAUUUCGGUCAGAAUAA
Messenger RNA from Aspergillus fischeri NRRL 181, 696 nucleotides. RefSeq names its product phosphosulfolactate synthase. The coding region runs from base 1 to 696 and encodes 231 amino acids. NCBI's taxonomy places the organism in Eukaryota, Fungi, Ascomycota, Eurotiomycetes, Eurotiales, Aspergillaceae. The transcript is spliced from 4 exons. The record is from RefSeq and is a predicted model, not a curated record.